Molecule: messenger RNA, 1860 nt
Organism: Phytophthora nicotianae INRA-310
Lineage: Eukaryota; Oomycota; Peronosporomycetes; Peronosporales; Peronosporaceae
Exons: 6
Coding region: 91-1605 (504 amino acids)
Biological process (GO): protein deubiquitination; proteasome-mediated ubiquitin-dependent protein catabolic process; regulation of proteasomal protein catabolic process
Molecular function (GO): cysteine-type deubiquitinase activity; protein binding; proteasome binding
Source: RefSeq, a predicted model, not a curated record
GCCCAAUCCGAGCGUACCUUCUCGAACCUGCGAUCCAAUAUCGCUUCAAGCCCCCCAGAGCUGAAGAAGACAGUCAGCAGAACAGCAGAUAUGACAGCUAAAGUGAGCGUCAAGUGGGGCAAGCAAGUGUUCCAGGAUGUGGUGGUGGACAAGACGGCCCCCGUGGCUGUGUUCAAGGCGCAGCUGUAUGCGCUGACGUCCGUUCCCGUUGAGCGCCAGAAGCUCAUGUCCAAGGCAUGGAAGGGAAUGCUAAAGGACGACGUGGACCUCUCAACACUCGACAAACUUGUGGACGGCACUGGCAUCAUGCUGAUGGGCUCGGCCGAGGUGGUGCAGAAGCCCAAGGAGCCCAUCGUCUUCAUUGAGGACAUGACUACGAAGGAUAUUGCCGCAACAGGUACUGUGUACCCCGCCGGUCUCGUGAAUUUGGGCAACACAUGCUACAUGAAUGCCACGCUGCAGUGUCUGCGCCCCGUCAAGGAGUUGCGAGAGGCGCUCAAGGCCCAACCCGGCGGUGUCUCGGCCGAUCUGGCCAAUAAUUUCACUACUGCACUCAAGGACAUGUAUGGUCAGCUGGAUGGCAGCGUGGACAGCAUCACUCCGUCCAUGUUUGUGUCGGUAUUGCGUCGCGCAUACCCUCAAUUCGCACAGCAGGCGCCCCGUAGUGGUGGAUACAUGCAGCAGGAUAGUGAGGAGUUCCUGUCUACGCUGUUCUCGACGCUACAGCAGACGCUGACGCAACCUGCGGGGGGACUCAAGUCUCUGGGAGCCACGAACAACGUGGUGGAUGCUCUGUUCGGAAUGGAAAUGGAUGAGAAACUCGAGUGCACUGAGACCGACAUGGAGCCAGCUGUGGUGAAGAAGGAGAAGGCUCUUAAACUCGUGUGCAACAUCACGAUUGAGACCAACCACCUGUCUGAAGGCAUCAAGAUUGGACUGGAAGGCACGAUUGAGAAGCACUCGGAGGUGAAGGGCGGCAAUGCGGUGUGGAAGAAGACUAUGCGGAUAAAUCGUCUGCCCAAGUAUCUGUGUGUGCAGUUUAUGCGCUUCUACUGGAAGGCGACGCCAGACAGCCGUGAUCACGCGGGCGUAAAGUGCAAAAUGCUGCGGCCUAUCAGCUUUCCUCUGACCCUGGAUGUCUACGACUUUUGCUCGGACGAGUUGAAGGCAACCAUGAAGAUCGCUCGUGACAGAAAUGCUGAGAAGAUUCUCAACGAGUUCAAGGACAAGCCUGCUGGUGAAAAGAAGGAGGACGAGGCAGAAGAGAAGAAGGCAGCGGAUGAAGAUGAUGCUAUGGACGGUUUGUCGGAAGAGGACAAGGCUGCCCUCGAGACUGCACGCGCACUUUCCAUGGGAGCCAAGUCUCCUGGCAUCGAUCUCCCCAUCGAUUUCCAAGGAAAUUACGAGCUGUUCGCGAUUCUGACGCACAAGGGCCGGUCAGCUGACUCUGGUCACUACAUGGCUUGGGUGCGCCACGAAGGAGACGACUGGUACUGUUACGAUGACGACGAUGUGUCGCCGUGCAAGACGGAGGACAUCAUGAAGCUCAAGGGCGGAGGUGACUGGCACAUGGCGUACCUUGCUUUCUACCGUGCCAAGAACUAGGAUAUGAGCGCGCCAGCAUGAUAACGCACGACACCAAGUCAACUUGCGUUGCAGAGUAGAGAUGAGAUACUUUACCGUCUUCACGAACAAGUGAAUGAAACACCUUUUCUUAACUGCCUAUGCAACUCCAACACUUUAGAUACUCGAUGAACGCUUGAUAAUAAUGCAAUCUCUUUUUACAUUUCGAGUGCACAGCGAAAAUGAAAAAUAACAAAAUGAAGGGAAGCCCAAGAAGCCCGCGCACUUUGAUCCGUG